AUGGGCGGAUUCAAUGAGAACGAGAGCGCUGAGUCGCACUUAGCGAAGGCGUUUCAAGACAUAGCCAAAGGCGAGCAGACGGCGCAAGCUAUCGAGAACCAUCUCACGCGCAUAGAGCAGGAGAUAGAUCGUCUCCUUGGAUCUGUUGAAGCUGGAAAGGAAGAUGGGGACGAAGUAACCAAAGAUGAUGAUAAGGGGAAGGAGGAGGCGAAGAAGGAAGAGGAGCAGAACGGAUCUGAUGAGCAAGGAAAGGGGGAUAAGCAGUGA
This is a messenger RNA of Nannizzia gypsea CBS 118893, 267 nucleotides long. RefSeq lists its product as hypothetical. The transcript has 3 exons. The record is from RefSeq and is a predicted model, not a curated record. The coding region runs from base 1 to 267 and encodes 88 amino acids. NCBI's taxonomy places the organism in Eukaryota, Fungi, Ascomycota, Eurotiomycetes, Onygenales, Arthrodermataceae.